Messenger RNA from Dissoconium aciculare CBS 342.82, 2343 nucleotides. RefSeq lists its product as uncharacterized. Gene Ontology annotation, molecular function: zinc ion binding; protein binding; sequence-specific DNA binding. Gene Ontology annotation, biological process: regulation of DNA-templated transcription. The transcript has a single exon. NCBI's taxonomy places the organism in Eukaryota, Fungi, Ascomycota, Dothideomycetes, Mycosphaerellales, Dissoconiaceae. Bases 215 to 1855 code for a protein of 546 amino acids. The record is from RefSeq and is a predicted model, not a curated record.
GCCCGACUACUAUGGCGAUUUAGUGAUCAACGUGUACAGUAUAUGAUCGACCAGGAUCAACACUAGACCGGACUGACUACUGCAAUUCUUGUACACCUUUAUUCUUACUCUGCACCCGCGACCGAUACGUGGGGAUAGGCAGCUCACGACGAUCACGCCCCAGUAGGACUGGAUGUCGCUGGGGUACCCGACUGAUUCUGGGCUUCCCUCGAACAUGGGGAUAGCCCAAGGCGGCGGGCAGGAAAUGAUGAUGGAUCACGAUGCGACGAUGAUGAUGGAUAUGGACAUUCCUCUCCCGAUGGACCUCGAUCUCGACCUUGGCGGAUCCAACGAGCCACAGAUAUUCGGUCCGGGACCCCGACCUUUACCCCAACACCCACGACAGCUUGGUGCCUCCGGACCGUCAGGACACACUGGACCACCAGGAUUACCACUCGAGCGAUCAAUGCCAGACAGUCUGGGCAGUGUGCGGACACAGACGCCCAGCGAAUCGAUCAUGCCAGUUGCAGGAGCCGGACCACCUCCAGCCGGGUUUGGCAUGGCUCCACCACCUACGUCCAGCACCUUGACGGAAUUCACUAAGAGGCGGAAUUGGUCACAGCGUAUUAUCGAGGAAGUGAAAGACUUUCUUCACAUUUUGUCGCCAGAUGGCAGAAUUUUAUGGGUAUCACCUUCGUGUAAAGCCUUGACAGGACACGACCCUACAGCGAUCACUGGAAAAUUCAUGAUCGAAUUCAUCCACCCGGACGAUAGUGGUAUAUUUUGGCGCGAGUUCAAUGAGAGCAUAGCCAGCGGGAAGUUCAUGCGAUUCUUUUACCGGCUCAAGAAAGAUGACGCAUCUUACGCGAUCUUCGAAUGCGACGGACAUCCUCACAUAUCUUCUGACGUGACUGGGCGGACAGGCAAUCUUGCACAGAAUACGCCAGCAGGGUACGGACAAAAUCAGCCGCAGGGAGCAACGGCGAAUGCAACUGCAACAACGGCAGCCACCGUCACAGACACAAAUACAACUGCAACAGCCACCAAUUCAAUGGGCGGGCUGUGCAGUGGAGUUUUCAUGAUGGCUCGGCCGUACCCGACGAAGAAUGCGGCUCUGCUAGACUCUUUCCUGGAACAUAAGAUGGAGAAUGAGCGCCUCAAAAAGAAAAUAGAGGAGCUCAAAAAGGAAGAGGAGGAAGAGGUCGCCGAGCAAGCUAGACUAUACCGUAGCAACGUCAUCUCGCCGAUGCAUCCUGCACAAUCGCCUAUGCGGACUGCUUCGCUGUUCCGCGGCGAAGAUUCAAUAGCAGAGACGCCUGACUACCAGGGAAUGCCUCCGCCCGCCAAGCCAUCAGUAUCAAAUACAGCCCUGACGCAACAAAAUCUUAGCUCUGUGAUGUCCUCGCAGCGCCCCGACAGCAUCGCCGACAAGAUGUCGCGAUACGAAGCCAACAACACUCAUCUCGAAAGCAUCGAACUCAUGACUGGUCUCCAAUACCGGGAAGGCGAGCGAAGUCACGGCAUCAGCACAGGCGAUCAAUCCCCCGCUCUAAUCCGCGGUGACGCAGGCAUUGCUAUUCUUCUUGAUCGCGACCGCGACGGCUCGAAGAAAGAGCGGAAGAAGGUCAAGGUCGCCGAGGAGUACGUGUGCUCCGAUUGUGGCACACUCGACUCGCCUGAAUGGCGUAAAGGUCCCAAGGGUCCGAAGACCCUAUGUAAUGCAUGUGGCUUGCGCUGGGCGAAGAAGGAGAAGAAGCGCUCUGGCGACGAUGUCAAAAGCAACCACAGUCCUCCUGGAAUGAGUGGCAACUCCGUGUUGGGCGGAUCCAUGGAGAGGAAUCCGUAUGGGAUCGGCAUGUCCGAUGCUCAUAUGUAAACCUGGACGGCAGCUAUGUUGAUGACUACGACCUACGACGGCGUUGUUGGGGCGGAGAGAGCAUUUAUGACUUCUUGCACAUGGGCGACUUCUUGUGUGGCUAGACUAAUCCCUAGUUACCAGGGCUUUUGCGAUUAGGACCUGAUUUUGGCUCCAUAUGUGACACGACGAAUGAAUAGGGGAUCGAAAAGGUAUUUGGCGUCCUUAGGUGCUCAUUGUUGUAUUUGGGAUUGGUCGGACACCUUUAGAAAACAUGACUGCAUUUUAACAUCUCGGGGCAUCGGGAAUGAUGGCAUGACAAACGGGGAUUGGCGAUGGUGUACAAAAGGACCGGUGCAGGCUAGCAGACCUCAUUAGUUGUAUACCUCAUCGCGUGAGCCCUAUGGUAUGAUUUAAACUCGAUCAUUGUUUCUUUGCUGUGAGAUGAGGUGCAGUAGUCCGGCUCGCUGAUCUGCAGUUGCAAUCCAGUUCUGCGAUUUCGCAGCAUA